Ilyonectria robusta is the source of this 737-nucleotide messenger RNA. RefSeq names its product class I glutamine amidotransferase-like protein. The transcript is spliced from 3 exons. The record is from RefSeq and is a predicted model, not a curated record. The coding region runs from base 45 to 737 and encodes 230 amino acids. Lineage: Eukaryota; Fungi; Ascomycota; Sordariomycetes; Hypocreales; Nectriaceae.
CAAACAUUCAAACAUUCAAACAUUUAACAGUUAAAACUAUCACGAUGACUUUCAACCUCAGGACACCGAAUCGAAAGAUCCACGCCGGAGUCAUUCUCGUCAAAGGGGUUACCGAGAUGAUUGACGUGGCGCCCUUUGAGUUUCUGGCAUGGAUGGAUGAGGGCUCAUUGAAGUUAUUGAACUUUCCCUCUGAAAUGCUCGAGGACGUAAUCGACAUCGAAACGCAUUGGAUCACCGAGGAUGGAGCCCCAGCCAAAAUGAAGAGCGGAGCUCAGAUCAUGCCCACAGAUUCUUUCGAAUCGUGCCCCCCGCUUGACAUCGUGCUCAUGGGUGCUCACAACACCCAAUACCAACUGAGCGACGGCGAAAAGGCCUUUGUCCGAAAGUCGUACGACUCGUGCGCCGCAUUCCUGACCAUCUGCGGAGGCUUCGUCGCCAUGCUAGAAGCCGGCCUCCUCGAGGGAAAGACGGUGUGCGCGCCGCGUAUAGUCUUCGACGUGAUGAAGAAGACGGUCCCCAACGUCAACUGGGUCGACAAGCGCUGGGCGCACGACGGAAAGGUCUGGAGCUCCAGCUCGCUGCUCAACGGCACGGAUCUGAUGCGGGCGUUCGCGACGGAGACGUGGGGAGGCCGCAGCGGCAUGGUUGAGGCCGCGCUCGACAUAGGCCAUUAUCCGGUCCGAGACGUUGAUUUUAAGGAUUUCCACGGCCGUGAAUUCCAGGUGGAGAUCGUUUAA